Drosophila willistoni is the source of this 2069-nucleotide messenger RNA. RefSeq names its product RUS family member 1. The transcript has 3 exons. Bases 413 to 1666 code for a protein of 417 amino acids. Lineage: Eukaryota; Metazoa; Arthropoda; Insecta; Diptera; Drosophilidae. The record is from RefSeq and is a predicted model, not a curated record.
UUUGGUUUGUGUGUUUUUUUUUUUUUUUAGUUGUUGCUCGGGCUUUUAUACUAGUUUCUGUUGAUGACACUCACAGCGAAACGCAAACAUAUUGGCCACACACAGCUGAUUUCGAGAUAUUGACAAGUUGGCAUUUUCAUCCCCCAUUUACAGUUACAUUUUUUUGUUUAGCAACAAAAGGAUUUGUUUUAUUUGUUUUUUUGUUAGAAACAAUAAUUGUAGAAUUCGACUGGAAAAAUUAGUUGCUUUCUCUUAGUUGGGUGGCGGCUAAUAGGAAAUUUGAAUUCUCAUUGUGUCUAGUACUUUCGAGUUUGCUUUUAGUUAAGUGAUUGAGUUUUGGGUGGUUGUCGUAAACAAGUCCACCCACCCACCGCCCACCCUCUCUGCGAGACGGAUUCCUUUUUUCCUGACAAUGAAAAUCCAUUUUCGAGAACAGUACGGAACUAAGGGCGAGGAAAUUCUUUAUGUGACACCAGCAGAUCAGAGCAACAUAGUCCGCGUUCCUUUACGUGGGGAUAAGCUGGUCAUUCAUGAGAAAUUCAUGCUCUUUCGGGUACUGCAGAAGAUCUUCCUGCCCAAGGGAUAUCCGGAUAGCGUCAGCGAUGAUUAUGCGGCAUAUCAGAUCUAUGAUACUAUUCAGGCCUUUUGCAGUACCAUUUGUGGUACUCUGUGCACACAUGCCAUAUUGAAGAGCAUUGGCGUUGGUAGUGAAAAUAUCAAUGCAUAUUCGGCGACGGUAACUUGGAUUUUGAAGGAAGGCAGUGGACAUGUUGGCAGGAUUUUAUUUGCCUGGUGGCAAGGCUCACAAUUAGAUGUGGACUCAAAGAAAUGGCGUUUGCGAGCCGAUUUCCUCAAUGAUCUGGCCAUGGGCAUUGAAAUCUAUGUGCUUCCCAAGUAUCCUCACCUUAGCACACAAAUCCUGUGUGGAUCCACCAUGCUAAAGGCCGUAGUCAGUGUUGCGGGUGGAGCAACUCGAUCGGCCUUGACACAGCAUCAUGCCUUGCGUGGUAAUCUCGCGGAUGUCGCCUCUAAGGACAGUUCACAGGAAACGUGUGUCAAUCUAUUAGCCUCCUGCGUGGGCCUCUAUGUGCUGACGCUCAUCAAAAGUCCUGCAGUUCUCUAUACAGUUUUCUAUCUGGUGGUAACACUGCAUCUCUAUGCGAAUCUGAAAGCAGUUCGAGCCGUUUGUUUGCGCACCUUUAAUGAAUCUCGCUAUUUAAUUGCUCUGGAGGAGUUCUUUCGAUCGUCGCGCAUGUUAACGCCUCAGCAGGUCAAUGGCAUGGAAAGGGUAACACUGGGACAAACCGUUUCCGUCUCUCUCAACAUACGCUUGGGCUUAAGUGUCAAGAAUCUGGUGGAUGAAUAUAAGAGUAGCAGCGAUAUUGAGAAUAUUGUCUCCUCCUUUGAUACCCAUGAGAGAUUCAUUAUAGCGGAAAGUAAAAAAUAUUUGGGAGUCUAUUUGCAUUUCGAUACGAGACCUCAAGAUGUACUGAAGGCGUAUUUCUUUGCUGUUUCCUAUCUGCAGGAUAGAAAUCAGUUAAAGGAGAAAUACUGGGAUAUCCAGGCCAAGUGGCAAGAGUUUUUUACCCAGGCGCAAAAGGAAGGUUGGAACAUUCACACUCAUCUACUGAUGGUAGACGAAUUCCGCUUGGAAUGGAAGGUCUAAGAAAUCCAAACGGAAUCAUGACCCAACGCUUGGCAUUCAUUCCACACUCUCUCAGUUGCUUAGCUUAUUAUAUACAGAUAAAAAACAGAAGAAAAAAAUUAGACAAUUAUUCAUGGAAAUCUCAUUAUCCAUCACAUCACACAUAUCUCAAACGUAUGCUAAUCCAGAAUUAAUACUAACUUAGUGCUAUUGAUAUUGAUAUUAAUAUCUUCCAAUUAACUCUGCCUUAGCACAAAGUUUUAUAAGAUAAUUGCUCGAUUUUGGUUUUUAACAUUUUUUAUUUACUUUAUAAGAAUAACUUUAACUCUAAAUGUAAAUUUCCGGGAUAAACCAGGCAACGAAUUUUAGCACAGGCUUUAAUUCCCCAACAAACAAAAAAUUGUAUAAAGUUUUAUUCCAAUAA